AUGAAAACAAAGGCUCCAUUGCAUAUCUACGCAUUCAAAUUAAGCAUAUUCAAGAACCUAUUAAAAUCUAAGGCUAUAUGGCAUCUCAAACACUUUUCGAGCUUCCAAUUAUCCAUUUUUCAAAGGAAAAUUUGAAGCCCAACACAAGUUCUUGGAUUGCAACAUGCAAAGAUGUUCGCCUUGCACUUGAAGAAUAUGGAUUUUUCGUGGCAAAAUAUGAUGGGUUUUCCUCAGAACUUGACAAAAAAGUGUUCAAUGUUGUAAAAGAAUUGUUUGAUCUUCCUUUAGAGACCAAAACUCAAAACUUUUCAGAUGUGAUGUUCCAUGGUUAUGUUGGACAAAUUCCUCAUGCUCCUCUUCAUGAAAGCUUGGGAAUUCCAGAUGCAACAACCGCCAAUGGAGUUCAACGUUUCGUGGAUCUCAUGUGGCCUUCUGGAAACCAGCAAUUCUAUGAAACCUUACUCUCUUAUGCAAGACUGAUAUCACAACUGGAGCAAAUGGUAGACAAAAUGGUGUUUGAAAGCUAUGGUACCCAAAAACACUACAAAUCCCAUGUUGAAUCAACAACAUAUCUUCUUAGACCCAUAAAAUAUUCAGCUCCGGACAACAUCAUAAGCAACAAUAUUGGCAAUAUUGGCACAAAUAUUCAUACAGACAAGAGUUUCCUGACCAUACUUCGUCAAACUGAAGUUAAUGGACUGGAAGUGCAGCUCAAGAAUGGGGAGUGGAUUUCCGUGGAUGUACCACCUGGAUCAUUUGUUGUCAUGUCAGGGGAUGCAUAUCAAGCAUGGAGCAAUGGGAGAAUACAUGCAGCCAGGCAUCAAGUUAUUAUGAAAGAGGACAAGGAAAGAUACUGUCUUGCAUUAUUCUCAUUCAAUCAUGGGACUACUAAUAUUCCUAAAGAGCUUGUGGAUUCAGAUCAUCCAUUGCAAUUCAAUCCAUUUGAUAAUUUUGGGUUGGUCCAUUUCUACCUCAAUAGUGCCACCCAGAUGUCUGAGAGCAGUGCCAAAGCCUAUUGUGGUGUCAAUGUUGAAUUUUAAUCAAGUGAUUUUUGUCAUAGUUUAUUAAGGUGGUGUAAAAUGUGUUUUCAAAAGUCCCCAAAGUGCACUUUUGUAAGUGAGAAAACGUUUCUUAAGUCUCCUGUCCACUUCACAUUCACUAGUUGGCUGAUUCCUUUUUACAUGGAUUUGUGUUUGUUGAAGAUUGGGCUUGACCGUUGAUCAAAUUUGUUAGGUCUAAAUGUGUUAUUGGCAAUUCUGUGAACAAAAUGGAUUUAAUCGUAUGUUUGUAACUCAA
Olea europaea var. sylvestris is the source of this 1296-nucleotide messenger RNA. Its product is annotated as probable 2-oxoglutarate-dependent dioxygenase AOP1. Lineage: Eukaryota; Viridiplantae; Streptophyta; Magnoliopsida; Lamiales; Oleaceae. Gene Ontology annotation, molecular function: dioxygenase activity. The transcript is spliced from 3 exons. The coding region runs from base 78 to 1040 and encodes 320 amino acids. The record is from RefSeq and is a predicted model, not a curated record.